Messenger RNA from Dermatophagoides pteronyssinus (European house dust mite), 3423 nucleotides. RefSeq lists its product as uncharacterized. Gene Ontology annotation, molecular function: RNA polymerase II cis-regulatory region sequence-specific DNA binding; DNA-binding transcription factor activity, RNA polymerase II-specific. The record is from RefSeq and is a predicted model, not a curated record. Gene Ontology annotation, biological process: regulation of transcription by RNA polymerase II; anatomical structure development. NCBI's taxonomy places the organism in Eukaryota, Metazoa, Arthropoda, Arachnida, Sarcoptiformes, Pyroglyphidae.
ACAAAAUCAUCAUCAUGAUGAUGAAGAACGUACCGAUAUUGAUCAAAUGAGUGAUUGUGAUGAUCAAAUAAAUGAUAAUGAUGAUGAUCAACAACAAAAACCGGAUCUAGAUACAAUGACAAUGUUAAUGAAUAAAUAUCAUUCAACAUCGACAGCAUCAUCAUCAUCUGAAGCAGCCGCAACAACAACAACAACAACAACAGAUCGACAACAAAUGAUGUUACCAUUAAUGGAUAAUAUAAAAGCGGCUACUACAGCAGCUAAUAUACAAUUAGCUGUUGCUGCCAAUCAAUUUAUACAGAAUGCUGCUUUAGGCAAAUUAUUUGGUCGUUUUGAUCCAUCAUUUGCCAUGAUGCAACCGCUUACAUCAUCAUCAUCGUCAACGACAGCGACAGCGACAACAACAACUAGCAACAAUCAACGACAAUCAAAUAUCGAUGAUGAUAAUGAUGAUGGCAAUAAUAAAAAUGAUCUUAAAAAUUUAUCAUUUACAAAUAAUUCAAUUAAUCAAUCACAUGCAAAUGCACAUGUAAUGGCACAGGCAUUAUUUCAACGAAUAUUACCUGGUCAGGGUAAUAUUUUAUCCGUUCCAGGUGUUGGUGGUCCUCCAUUCAAUACAUUCAAUCCAUUUGGUAUUCCACAUCAUCAACAAAUGAUGAUUGGAAAUCAUCUUCCACCGCCGCAACCACCACCACCACUAUCAUCAUCAUUAAAUCAUCAAACAUCAUCGUCGUCUUCAGUUCCGAUUCCUCCACAAGCUUCGAUGCUAUCGCAACCACCACCAUCAUCGUUACCACCUUCAGUAUUACAUCCAUCAACAGUAAUCGGUGGUUCAAAACCAAAAGUAGCAACACCGGCUGUUGUUGCAAAAAUUGAACAAUAUAAACGUGAAAAUCCAACAAUAUUUGCAUGGGAAAUUCGUGAACGAUUAAUUUCUGAAGGCGUUUGUACAAAUAGUACAGCACCAUCCGUAUCAAGUAUAAAUCGUAUAUUAAGAAAUCGUGCUGCUGAACGUGCGGCUGCAGAAUUUGCACGUAAUUAUCAAAUUGCUGCUGCUGCUACGGCUGUACAUUAUCAACAACAACAACAACAACAAUCAUCACCACCAUCGACGACAACAUCGGCUAAAAUAACACCGGUAACCACCACUACUGUAUCAUCAGCAAAUCCAAUGAUAACAACACAACCAUCAUCCGGUCCAAAUGGUAUAAUUCCAUCAUCAACAACAACAACAGGUUGCAUAAAUCCAGCAUUAUUAGCUGCUUCAAAUCCAUUAUAUGCAGCAUGGAUGGCUUCAUUUGGACAACAAAUAAACGGUAUUGGAUCACCAAAUGGUCAAACAACAAACAAUAAACCAUCAUCAACAACAAUGGUACCGAAUAAUGGUGAUUCAAAUUUUCAAAUUACACAACAAAAAUUGGCACAAUUUUUACCACAACAACAAAUACAACAAAUGUUAGCAAUGGCAGCAAUGGCUAAUAGUGGAAAAUUAACACAAAUUGUUGAUCCAUCAACAUUGUUGAAAUAUCAGCCGCAACAUAAUCAACAAACAAAUCCUGUUAAACAAUCAACAAAACCAUUAUGGAAUCCAUCAAAUAUCAAAACAACAACAACGACAACAAAUGAAGAAUCAUCAAUCAAUAAAGGUAUGUUGCUAUUUUGCGUUUUUCAAUUUGACAAAUCACAAUCACCUUUAACAACAACAAUGACAAUAUCAUCACCAGUAUCAUUAUCAUCAUCAUUAUCACGUUCAUCUUCACCACAAACAUCAACAACAACAAAAGCAACAAGAAAAGUAGAUGAUAAUAAAGAAUCACCACCAAUUGAAUGUAAUGGAAAAUCAUCACCGUCAUCAUCAUCAUCAUCGUCACAACAACAGCAGCAGCAGCAACAACAAUCGUCUGAAUCCAAUCAAGAUUUAUUGAUUUCAAAUUUUCCAUUGACAACAUAUCCAAAUAGCCAAUCGCAUCAUCCACAUCAUUUAUCGGCAUUUGCUGCCGCUAUGGGAUUACAUAAUCCACAAGCAGCAGCUGCCGCAUUUGCAGCGGCUGCUGCUGCAACUGAUCCAAUACAGAAUUCGGCUUUAUUAGCUGGACAUCCUGGCCAUCAUCAUUCUCAUCAUCAUCAUCAUCAUCAUUCUUUAUUAUCAGCAGCUGCCGCAGCAAAUGCAACAAAAUUUCGUCGUAAUCGUACAACAUUUUCACAUGAACAAUUAGAAGUAUUGGAAGAAGAAUUUGAACGUACACAUUAUCCAUGUGUAACAACACGUGAACGUUUAGCACAGGCAACAUCAUUAUCCGAGGCUCGUGUACAGGUUUGGUUUAGUAAUCGUCGUGCAAAAUGGCGUCGUCAUCAACGUAUGAAUGCAAAUCAAUCGAAAUUCGGUGGCGGCGGUGGUGUUGGUAACGAUUAUUCACCCGAUGGUUCACCCGAUUAUUAUCGACAACAACAACAACAACAACAUGAAAGUUAUUAUCAUCAUGGUGAAUCGAAUACAUCAUCAAAUGGAUCACCACCACCAUCAUCAUCAUCUCAACAACAAAAACAAUCAAAAAUCAAUAAUCAUAAACGCCAGAAACAAAAUGAAUUUAAUGAUAAUGAUUCAUUAAUUGAUGAUGAUAUUGAUGAUGAUAAUGAUGAUGAUGGUUCAGAAUUGAUAGAUAUGACAUCGAAUGAUUCAUGUGAUUCAUUUGAUUCAUUUCGUAGACAAAAACGACAAAAAUUAUCCACAACAACAACAACAACAAAUGAUAAUCAAAUGAAUGGUCAGAUUGAUGAUAAACAUCCAUAUAAUGGUUAUAACGAUGAUAUUGAUGAUAAUAAUGAUAAAUCAUUAGAUUCAUCGACAACAAUAACAACAACUGCAUCGACAACAACAACAACAACAACAACAUUACCAUAUCCAACGGCAAAUCAAUUUACAGCAUCAAUGUUUGAAUCUUCUCAUCAUCAUCAUCAUCAUCUAUUUCCACAUCAUCCGGCCCUUUCGAUUCCUUCAUCAUCAUCAUCAUCAACAACGACAACAAAUUCGAACGCACAAAAUAAUUCGCUAAUGAAUCCAUUUAUUGGUUAUGGUGCCAGUGGUCAUCUAGAUCAUUUAUCAUUAUAUCAAUAUAAUCAGGCAUUAUUAGCUGCUGGAUUUCAUUCGAAUCCAUUUCUGAAAUUUACUCAACAACAACAAAUGAAUGGCAGUGGUGGUGGCUUGGAAAAUUCCAAUCAAACCAAUAUUGAUUCAAUUAUCAAUUCUGCUUUUCAUAAAGUUAAAUAAUUCUUUUCGACAACAUACUCUCAUCCAUUAAUUGCAUUCAUUUUUUAUACAUAAUUUAACAUGAUAACCACUAUAUAACCACUAUUCGUGCUAGUCACACAUUUUUCCAAUUACAAAACAAAGCAAAAUCAUCAACUAAUUGAACACUAAUUUAA